CCAACGCCUCUCAAUUCGCUUGGAUUUUCAGGCGAAGAACAACAUAUUUUCAUCCAGUGGCUUUGAGGGUAAAGUAAAGAUGAAGUUAUUUUUAUUGCUUCUCUGCUUUCGUGGGUUAUUUGCAGCAAAACAUUCGUUGAAGUAUUUACUCACUGAAACCACUGGAGCCCAGAGCAUCCCUGAGUUUGUGGGUGUUGGAUUUAUUGAUGACGUUCAGUUUGGUAGCUGGAAUAGCAGAAGAGGAGAGGACAUCAAGAAAGACUGGAUUAAAUUCUUUGAGGAUGAGCCUGAGCUCCUGCAGGAGUAUAUUUCAGAAUGUUCAUUUAGACAUCACAACUUCAAGGAAACUAUUAAGACUUUGAAGCAACAUUUAAAUCAAACUGAAGGUGUUCAUGUUUUGCAAAGGGUCAGUGGCUGUGAAUGGGAUAAUGAGACUGGAGAGGUUAGCGGAUACAAUCAGUAUGGUUAUGAUGGAGAAGACUUUAUAGCAUUUGACCUGCAGACACUGACGUGGAUAACUUCAAAACCACAGGCUGAGACCACUAAACUGAAAUGGAAUACAGACCAUGCCCGAUUAGAGCAUAAUAAGAACUUUGUGAUUUAUUCAUGCCCUGAGUUUUUAAAGAAGCAUUGGCACUAUGGAAGGAGCUUUCUUGAGAAAGAAAUUCUUCCCUCAGUGUCUCUCCUCCAGAAGACUCCCUCCUCUCCAGUCAGCUGCCACGCUACAGGUUUCUAUCCUCAAAGAGCCGUGAUGUUCUGGAGGAAAGAUGGAGAGGAGCUUCAUGAAAGCGUGGAUCAUGGAGAGAUCCUCCCCAACACUGAUGGGACCUUCCAGCUGAGUGUUGACCUGAAUGUUUCAUCAGUCAGAUCAGAAGACUGGAAGAGGUACGACUGUGUGUUUCAGAUCUCUGGAGUGAAGAUGGGGCGAGAUGACAGCAUUGUCACCAAACUGGAUGAAGCAGUGAUCUGGACAAACUGGAAGAAGCCCACCGACAUCAUGACCUUUAUCGGUGCAGCACUGGUUGUUCUAGUUUUCACCAUCAUUGCAGCUGUGACAUUUGUGAUUUAUAAGAGGAAUAAAGGUGAGAAAUCGUAUUUGAGGAAAUACUGUGUUUAGUUUUUACAUCAAUGU
Molecule: messenger RNA, 1132 nt
Organism: Oreochromis aureus
Lineage: Eukaryota; Metazoa; Chordata; Actinopteri; Cichliformes; Cichlidae
Product: major histocompatibility complex class I-related gene protein-like
Exons: 5
Coding region: 80-1117 (345 amino acids)
Biological process (GO): immune response
Cellular component (GO): external side of plasma membrane
Source: RefSeq, a predicted model, not a curated record